Molecule: messenger RNA, 267 nt
Organism: Nomascus leucogenys (northern white-cheeked gibbon)
Lineage: Eukaryota; Metazoa; Chordata; Mammalia; Primates; Hylobatidae
Product: dynein light chain 1, cytoplasmic-like
Exons: 1
Coding region: 1-267 (88 amino acids)
Biological process (GO): microtubule-based process; cilium assembly
Cellular component (GO): cytoplasmic dynein complex
Molecular function (GO): dynein light intermediate chain binding; dynein intermediate chain binding
Source: RefSeq, a predicted model, not a curated record
AUGUGCGAUCGAAAGGCCAGGAUAAAAAAUGCGGACAUGUCAGAAGAGAUGCAACAGGACUCAGUGGAUUGCGCUACUCAGGCGCUGGAGAAACACAGCAUAGAGGACAUUGCGGCUCAUAUCAAGAAGGAAUUUGACAAGAAGUACAAUCCCACCUGGAGUUGCAUUGUGGGGAGCAACUUUGGUAGUUACCUGACACAUGAAACCAAACACUUCAUCUACUACUACCUGGGCCAAGUGGCCAUUCUUCUGUUCAAAUCUGGUUAA